AUGCUCCGGUUUUAUUUCUUCCUUUUAUCUGUGGUCCUUCUCGCCCUGAAUGGCGCAGCCUCUGACUACUUCGAACGACUGAACCUGACCCCCCUGCCCCUCGGCUCACUCCUCGCCUCGUUCGAGUUCCGGAGCAAUGAGACGAUAACAGACUACGAGUCCCAAAAUUUCAGGUUCUUUCCGCGCUCUUUAGGCCAGGCUUUACGGCAUGCAGACACCAAAGAGCUCCAUCUGAGGUUUACCACGGGACGAUGGGAUGCAGAUACCUGGGGAGACCGACCGUGGGACGGUACAAAGGAAGGGGGCACGGGAGUGGAAUUGUGGGCUUGGAUAGAUGCAGAAUCAGACGAAGAGGCUUUUGGAAAAUGGGCGACUCUGACGCAAUCACUUUCUGGCUUAUUCUGCGCCUCGCUGAAUUUCAUCGAUUCGACGAGGACCACACAACCGGUCCUGUCGUUUCGGUCAUCAGGAACAGACAAUGAUCAGAGUCAAAAUCUCCAUCUGCUCCACGGCGUACUUCCUGGAGAAGUGGUUUGCACGGAAAAUUUGACGCCGUUUCUCAAACUCUUACCAUGCAAGGGAAAGGCUGGAAUUUCGAGCUUACUGGAUGGGCACAAGGUAUUCGACGCGUCGUGGCAGAGCAUGUCCAUUGAUGUGAGGCCAAAAUGUACUCCAGGCUUCGGCGAAUGCCAGAUGGAGAUCAGCCAGACUAUUGACGUCGUGCUUGAUAUCGAGCGUUCCAAACGACCCCGCGACAAUCCCAUUCCCCGACCAAUCCCCGCCGAACAACUUGUCUGCGACGAGACCAAGCCUUAUCAUUCUCAUGAGACCUGCUAUCCUCGAGAUAUGACUGAUGAGAUGCCAUGGUCACUCAAAGACGUCUUCGGAAGGACCAUGGCUGGCGCUUGUCCCCUGACCGAGGAUGAAGGACCGGACGCAAAAUCAGUCUGUCUCAAUGUGCCGCAUGAGCGCAUGGUUUUGAUCGGCGUGAGCGGGUUCGAGGUCAAAUCGGACCCAGGCCAACCCGAGUCGAGAUGCUAUCAAUUGAUGCCUUUUGAAGAAUUUGAUCUUGAGCUUCCGCAGCAGACGCUCAAUACCCAGUUUGACUUGGGUCGUGAGCUGCUUAGAGCGGAGAGGUCUAUCACAGGCCAUGGUGCGGCGCGAGGAGGAAUGCGAACCAUCUUUACAAACCCGUCGCCAACAGAGCCGGUCGAGUUGGUUUACUUCGAGAGCUUACCCUGGUUCAUGAGGCCCUUUGUGCACACCUUGAGAGCACAAAUUACGCAGUCUGAGUUUCCUUUCGAGUGGCAAGUCAUCACCGACCUGUAUUAUCGACCUGCCAUUGACCGGAGACGUGGCACCCAACUGGAAGUCGUCAUAUCGGUGCCUCCCGCCAGCACGGUCAUGUUAACCUAUGACUUCGAAAAAGCAAUCCUCAGGUAUACAGAAUAUCCUCCAGAUGCGAAUCGAGGCUUCAACGUUGCGCCAGCAGUGAUCCGAGUUUUGAACGAGGUCAAUGCGGACGGAUCUUCCAAAGACGUCUAUAUUAGGACUACGAGCUUAUUGCUGCCGCUUCCUACACCGGAUUUCAGCAUGCCGUACAAUGUCAUUAUUCUGACGAGUACAGUGAUGGCUCUGGCGUUUGGCAGCAUAUACAAUCUGCUGGUCAGACGGUUCGUUUCGGUGGAUGAAGUGGGCGACAACAAGAUCCGCAUGCUAGUCAAGAAGAUGUCCGGGACAGUCGUAGCGUUGAAAGAGAGCUUCGGAGGCAAGAACCAGAAAGUAGAAUAG
This is a messenger RNA of Rhinocladiella mackenziei CBS 650.93, 1791 nucleotides long. RefSeq lists its product as uncharacterized. The record is from RefSeq and is a predicted model, not a curated record. Gene Ontology annotation, cellular component: GPI-anchor transamidase complex. The transcript has a single exon. Bases 1 to 1791 code for a protein of 596 amino acids. NCBI's taxonomy places the organism in Eukaryota, Fungi, Ascomycota, Eurotiomycetes, Chaetothyriales, Herpotrichiellaceae. Gene Ontology annotation, biological process: attachment of GPI anchor to protein.